AUGGAGAAAGAGAGCCAUGCGGAGAUUGAGACACUGUUCUUUGGAACAGCCCGCGUGAAAACGAGGACAAUUGAAUUAAUGCGGAAUAAAAUAGAUGGUGAUGAUGGCCGUAGACAGUUAGGGUUGAUUUUUAAUAUCUCCAGUAUAGCGGGCUUGUGUGUGUUUCCUGGCCAUACUUAUUAUCAUGCGGGGACAAUUGCAGUGGAGGUAGCUGCACCCGGAUUGGAGCACAUCCAUCUAGUGGAGCCAAGUGGCGUCAAAACGAACUUCGAAGGGCAUAAGCAAGGCCAUGAUCCAGCCACACCUAGCCUAGCCAGGUGA
Messenger RNA from Paracoccidioides lutzii Pb01, 321 nucleotides. RefSeq lists its product as hypothetical. The transcript is spliced from 2 exons. The record is from RefSeq and is a predicted model, not a curated record. Bases 1 to 321 code for a protein of 106 amino acids.